This is a messenger RNA of Vairimorpha ceranae, 540 nucleotides long. RefSeq names its product adenylate kinase. Bases 1 to 540 code for a protein of 179 amino acids. Gene Ontology annotation, molecular function: ATP binding; AMP kinase activity. Gene Ontology annotation, biological process: nucleobase-containing compound metabolic process. The record is from RefSeq and is a predicted model, not a curated record. The transcript has a single exon. Lineage: Eukaryota; Fungi; Microsporidia; Nosematidae. Gene Ontology annotation, cellular component: cytoplasm.
AUGUCCCAUCUUAUUAUUGUAGGACCACCAGGAUGUGGAAAAGGCACUAUUAGUAAAAAACUUGCCAAGGAUUUUAAUUUUAAACAUGUUAGUACAGGAGACCUUCUAAGGAAUACUGGGGAUAAAAAUGUACAAGAAAUACUAAAAAAUGGUAAUUUUGUAUCCGAUGAAUGUAUUACGCAGUUAAUUGAAGAAGAAUUACUUAACAAUUCCUGUAUUUUAGAUGGAUUUCCUCGUACAUUAGUACAGGCUGAAUAUCUUGAAAAAUGUAAAGAUAAGAAUAUUAAUAUAUCACUUGUUUUAUUAAUUAAUACAAGUGAAAAAGAAUGUAUUAGAAGAAUACAGAAUAGAGAAGAUCAAAGAGAAGAUGAUAGAGACGUAGAAGUAAUUAGAAGAAGACUUAAAGUAUAUCACAUGUGUACUGAACCACUAAUAGAAUUUUAUAAAGAAAGAAAUUUACUGGUGACAGUUAAUGGAAAUAAGACAAAGGAUGAGGUGUACAAUGAUGUAUUAGAAAUAUUAAAAAGAAAAGGUAUAUGA